UCCGACAGCAUGUCGGGCUCGGCCAGGAAAGACUUCGAUGUGAAGCACAUCCUGCGGCUCCGCUGGAAACUCUUCAGCCACCCUUCCUCGUCGCCGUCCUCGCCCUGCGCCGCCUGCUCGUCCUCCCCGGGCGGCCCGGCGGGGGGAGGCUGCCUGCACCCUCUGCAGCCCCAGCAGCCCCAGCAGCCCCAGCUGCAGCAGCUGCAGCGGGACGGAGGAGCCGGCUUCGAGCACUGGGGGCCCAGCCAGAGUCGCCUGCUCAAGAGCCAGGAGCGGGGCAGCCAGGACGGAGGCAGGGGGGUCUUCUGGAAAAAGCCCUCGGCCGCCUCCUCCUCCUCCCCGGCUUCCUCUUCCUCCUCCUCCUCCUGCAGCCCCCUCGAUGGCACCCCGGGCCAGGGCCAGGGCCAGCCCCCGCCGCCCCCCAGGACCAUCUUCUACGUGGAGACCCUGGACCGGGAGGAGCAGCUGGUGUCUGCGGGCACCGACCUGUCCGUCCAGCCUCCCCAGGCCCUGGUCCUGCAGGAGGUGAAAGUGGAGCCGGCCGACCCCGGCCGGGCAACAGGUGAAGGGUGUGGACGCAGGCUGUCAGCAUCUGCCCGUCCUCUGACACCACAAAGUGAUAUGGACUCCAGUAAUUCUGAGGAAUUCUAUCAAGCAAUGCAUCAUGCAGAACAAACUUUCAGAAAGAUGGAAAGCUACUUGAAGCAACAGCAACUCUGUGAUGUUAUCCUGAUUGUGGGGAAUCGCAAGAUACCUGCACAUAGGCUUGUUCUCAGUUCUGUUUCUGACUACUUUGCUGCAAUGUUUACAAGUGAUGUUUGUGAAGCCAAGCAAGAAGAAAUCAAAAUGGAAGGCAUAGAUCCCAAUGCUCUCUGGGAUCUUGUUCAGUUUGCAUACACAGGUUGUUUGGAAUUGAAGGAGGACUCUAUUGAAAACCUUUUGUCAGCCGCCUGUCUCCUUCAGCUUCCUCAAGUAGUGGAAGUAUGUUGUCAUUUUCUCAUGAAGCUUUUACAUCCAUCCAACUGUCUUGGAAUCCGAGCAUUUGCUGAUGCUCAAGGAUGCAUUGAACUUAUGAAAGUGGCUCACAGUUAUACUAUGGAAAACAUAAUCGAAGUUAUAAGAAAUCAAGAGUUCUUACUGCUUCCUGCUGAUGAACUCCAUAAACUUCUGGCUAGUGAUGAUGUGAAUGUUCCGGAUGAAGAAACCAUCUUCAAUGCACUGAUGAUGUGGGUUAAAUAUGACAUGCAGAGGAGAUGCAGUGAUCUGAGUAUGUUGCUUGCCUUUAUAAGACUGCCUCUUCUUCCGCCACAGAUUUUGGCAGACCUAGAAAAUCACGCUCUUUUUAAGGAUGACUUGGAAUGUCAAAAAUUGAUUCUGGAAGCUAUGAAGUACCAUCUCUUGCCAGAAAGAAGAACUUUAAUGCAAAGUCCCAGAACUAAACCCAGAAAGUCUACUGUUGGAAUGUUGUAUGCUGUAGGAGGGAUGGACAACAAUAAAGGUGCUACAUCAAUAGAAAAGUAUGACCUCAGAACAAAUUUAUGGAUACAAGCUGGAGUGAUGAAUGGAAGGAGAUUACAGUUUGGAGUGGCUGUCAUUGAUGAAAAGCUUUUUGUUAUUGGAGGUCGAGAUGGCUUAAAGACACUGAACACUGUUGAAUGUUACAAUCCUAAAACCAAGACUUGGACUGUUUUACCUCCAAUGUCAACACAUAGGCAUGGCCUAGGCGUGACUGUCCUGGAAGGACCUAUGUAUGCUGUUGGAGGCCAUGAUGGCUGGAGUUAUUUGAAUACAGUUGAAAGGUGGGAUCCACAAAGUCAACAGUGGACUUUUGUGGCAAGUAUGUCAAUUGCCAGAAGCACAGUUGGUGUGGCAGCAUUAAAUGGCAAGUUGUACUCAGUUGGUGGUCGGGAUGGAAGUUCCUGUUUGAGUUCAAUGGAGUACUAUGAUCCUCACACAAACAAGUGGAACAUGUGUGCCCCUAUGUGUAAGAGAAGAGGAGGUGUAGGAGUAGCCACCUGUGAUGGUUUUCUUUAUGCGGUAGGAGGACAUGAUGCUCCUGCUUCCAAUCACUGUUCUCGGCUGUUAGACUAUGUUGAGAGAUAUGAUCCCAAAACAGAUACAUGGACAAUGGUGUCUCCACUGAGUAUGCCUAGAGAUGCUGUUGGUGUCUGUCUUCUUGGUGAUAAGUUGUAUGCAGUAGGGGGGUAUGAUGGACAGACAUACUUGAACACUAUGGAAUCCUAUGACCCACAAACUAAUGAAUGGACUCAGAUGGCCUCAUUAAAUAUUGGAAGAGCAGGUGCCUGUGUUGUAGUGAUCAAACAAACUUGACUUGUUCUCAUUAUUUGUGAUUUUACUCGCUGGAAGUAUUAUUUUUGUAUCAGAAAAUGAGAAUAUGUUUAUAAGAAUGUGGAGUGCCAUAGAGAUUCACCCACUGGUAUCAAAGAGAAGUAGGAGAAAAAGCAUAUCCUGGUCUGCAUGUAUGCCAAUGGGUAUCUAUUUCAGAAAUGUUCUUGAUGCUUUGUACAACCGUAGAUAACCAGAGGCAUCAGGGCCCUAUUUACCUUGCAAAAUAAAAUUAAAAAAAAAUUCAUGAGGGAAAUAUACUUGUGUCCUGGCUAUUUAUAUUGAUGAUAAGAUAUUACAUGAUUUUAUGUACUGUGGCUACUUUUCAAAAAUUGUAGGUAGAUAAUAAGGCAUUAAACCUCAUCCAGUCUUCUGUUAAAGCAGGUUGUUCGAUUCUCUGAAGAAGAAUAGUUCAAAGGAAUUUGACAGAACUCUUUCUUCCUCAUUUACAUAAAGAAGGAGGAUUAAGAGAAUGAAGACCAGUGAUUGCCUCUUCAACUUGAACCAAACUAUCACUAUCACUAGAAAUGUUCAUUUAAAAGAUUGUGGUAACAUUUUCUUCCAAAUGUCUGAGUAAGCCUAGCAAGCAAAUAAGAAAUAUACAUUUUUAGCUAUAUUCAAACCUAUUGUCUCUUUUUAUUGAAAUAUUUGCCAAAGAAAUAGACUUAAUUGGCUUUAGCCUUAGUGUUCAAUUCAGUGUACGCAUGGAAACUAUAGUCACACUGAAUGUUAUUUGAUUCUUUGCAUGUAAAUCCUUGGAAAUAGGACAGAUUUUCUCCUGAACAGUAAGUUAAAAUUAAGCCAGACACUCUGCAGAAGAAAGUUAUUGUGUUCCAAACUAGACGGUCCUUUCUGGAAGGUAGCCAAUAGAAGUAGGAACUGGAAAAUAACAGUGGGAAAAGUUCUAAUUUGGACUCCAAAAAAAUUUGUUAUAUAAAACAUAUCUAUGACUUAUGUACUAUCCUUAACACAAUGCUAUAUGCCUCAUGAGAGUGGAUUGAAAAAUAUUUUCAAUAUUGUGAAUAUUUGAAUAUUAAAAGGAUUUCCUUUUGGAUUCAUAUUCACUAAUAUGAUCCAAUUCUUCUCAGUACAAAUUUUGUUUCCAAGGAAAAGAUUGAUCAUAUAUAUAUGUGUAUGUUUGAAUAGGUUUUCACUAUAUUAUAGAAAGGGGUUUCAUUUUUUCAUUGGGCACUGCAUGUGGAUUGUUUUUACUGAAGUUCUUCUGUCAAUGUUUUGUCCAGUUUUCACUGUCUAGUGUAAUGUCCUCUGUCCACCCAGCUGUCCCAAAAAAUGUCCAGUAAAAUCUAGAUGAAAUAUUGACCAAAGGAGCUCCAAAAUGAGAAAAUCACUUGCUGAAAAUAUACAACAUUAUGACUCUGUA
Molecule: messenger RNA, 3727 nt
Organism: Ornithorhynchus anatinus (platypus)
Lineage: Eukaryota; Metazoa; Chordata; Mammalia; Monotremata; Ornithorhynchidae
Gene: KLHL1
Product: kelch like family member 1
Exons: 11
Coding region: 10-2331 (773 amino acids)
Molecular function (GO): protein binding
Source: RefSeq, a predicted model, not a curated record